GGGAUGGGGAUGGGGAUGGGGGUGAGGUGAGGGAGAGACAUGCGAGUCAUUGGCACGUGUGUGACUUCUGAUGAUAUGUGAUAACUGAGCCGCACUGCUCCUGGCGGGUUCAGUACAUAGGAUCGCACUGCUCCUGGCGGUUUCAGUAAUAGGAUCGCGAGUGCGUGAGUGCGUGAGUGACUGAGAUAUAUAUUCCGAGACAAAUGUUCCCCUUCCACACUUAUCACGGUGUUAGGCGGCCUAGCUCCAUCUCUGGUUCAUCGCCAGACACCGAUCUCGACUACAGUACAGGGCUCAUGUUGGGUUUAUGGCCGACGCUGAUUUGUCUGGCUGGCUGGCUUUUUGCACAUCAGGGAUGAUGACGUUAUCCCGCUACUCUACUGCGGGUUGCCGCUUGGACGCUGAAAAGAAAAGAAAAGAAAAAAGGAGAGAAGGGUAUUGUAAUAGUGGCAGAUGGCGGGAUUGGUAAGCUUGUAUGUUGAAAAUCCUCAAAGUACCGCCCGCCCUUCAUCCACAUCCCUCACCGGCCUCCUCUGCCAAAAUCAUAACCCGGAUUGAUAAUCAACCCUCGUCCUCACACCGUCAUCACACUCGCUGCCUCGGGAGCGCGUCCGCUAGAAAUAUCUACUGCCAAGGCCCACCCCACCAAGGCGGCGCCGUGCUUCGGAAAGAGCCCUCCCCUCCAUUGACACAUAUUUUAUCCGCCCGCCGCCAGAGAAUAGACUGAGACUGAGUUGCGCUCCGAGAACGAUAAUAGAAGAGGGGUUAGGACGGCUGCGCUGCGAUGGGCCUUCUUGCCCUGGGGACCCCGCUGGAGUGGCCCGAGGCAAAGAAGAAUGCGGAUCAUGUUCGCGACUGGGGGAUUAAGCAAUUACUAGCGAUAUGGAACAAGGCGAAGGGCAAAGAGCGGGAUGCUCUGCUGUGGGGAGACGAGGUUGAAUAUAUCGUCGUCAACUACGAUGAGAAUGACCCCAAGGUCACUUUGUCGUUGCGACAGGCCGAUAUCCUGCACUCGCUUGCUCAUGAUGAUGAGUUGAAGUCGAAGGGCGGGUGUGUGCCAGAUCUGCAAGAUGUGGCUUCCGCGAACGGGGAUACUCUCCCAGUUUUCCACCCCGAAUUCGGCAGGUUCAUGCUCGAGGCGACACCAGGAAAGCCAUGGGGGAUUGGGUUCAAGGAUCUCCUUGAUGUGGAGCAGAACAUGAAGUGGCGGCGGAAGAUUGCCAAAGAGCACAUGAAGCCCGAGGAAUACCCCAUGACUCUGACAACCUACCCGCGCUUGGGAUCACCAGGCGUAUUCACCGACCCCUACUUCCCUCCCUCCGGCGAAAAACUCCGAUCCCAAUUCGUGCCCGACGAGAUCGCGAACCCGCACAUCCGCUUCCCCACCCUCGCAGCCAACAUCCGCUCCCGUCGCGGCCGCAAGGUGCAGGUCAACGUCCCAAUCUACAAAGACGUGAACACGCCCUGGCCAUGGAAGGACCCCACCGUCAACUACGACCUGCACAACUGGCCCGAGGACGACGAUGUGCGUAACGGCGCCGCGCCGGAUAACUUUAUUCACAUGGAUGCGAUGGCUUUUGGAAUGGGCAGCUGCUGUCUGCAGAUCACGUUCCAGGCUAAGAAUAUUACUGAGGGACGAAGGAUGUACGAUCAAUUGAGCCCGCUGGCCCCGAUUCUGCUCGCCUUGACGGCUGCUACGCCGGUGUACAAGGGAUUUCUCGCCGAUACAGACGUGCGGUGGAACCAGAUCAGCAGAGCCGUAGACGACCGAACAGCCGAAGAACUCGGCGAGAAGCCCCUCGAGCACGACCGCUGGCGCAUCCCGAAAUCCCGCUACGCCUCCAACUCAACCUACAUCUCCAACGACUCGCGCCUCCGCAAAGAAUACCUCGACCCCGACCUCGUGAUCGACCCAGACAUCAAACAGCAGCUCAUGGACGGCGGCAUGGACUCCCGCCUCGCCACACACUUCGCGCACCUCUUCAUCCGCGACCCCAUCGUCAUAUUCGCCGAGGACCUCACCACCCUCGACCUCUCCAAGACGGACCACUUCGAGAACCUGCAGUCUACCAACUGGCAGCACAUGCGCUUCAAGCCGCCGCCCGCGGGCGUGGAUAUCGGGUGGCGCGUCGAGUUCAGGCCGAUGGAGAUACAGAUUACAGAUUUUGAGAACGCGGCGUUUGCGGUGUUUAUUGUGCUUGUCACCCGCGCGAUCCUCAGCUAUGAUCUCAAUUUUUACAUUCCGAUUCAGAAGGUUAGUGAGAAUAUGGAGACGGCGCAUAAGCGUGAUGCAGUGCUGGAGGAUAAAUUCUGGUUCCGUCGCAAUCCGCUCCCUACGCGCUUACCAAGGCCCUACAACGCAGCGGGGAGCGGGGCGUCUACACCUGUUGUUUCGCGCCCGCCUACCCCUACUGGGCCGGUGGAGGACGAGUAUGCCCAGAUGAGCGUUGAUGAGAUUGUGAACGGCAGCUCCGAGUUCCCGGGGUUGAUUCCGCUGGUAGAAUCCUACCUCGGCAGCGUGAAUGUAGAUGUUGAGACGCGCUGCGAGUUACAGCGGUAUCUGGAUCUGAUACGCCGACGCGCGGAUGGCACGCUGUGGACGGCGGCGAGGUGGAUUAGGGAGUUCGUGAAGAGGCAUGAGGGGUAUAAGGGGGAUAGUGUGGUGGGGGAACAGAUUAAUCAUGAUUUGAUUGGGGCGGUUAUUGGGAUUGAGAGGGAUGGGGGGAGGGGGUGGCUAAUGUGGAGAAGUUGCUGGGGAAGCAGAGGCAGAGGCGGGGGCAGUAAUUUGCAGGGGGGAUAUAGGGAGGGGUUUUUUGUUUAUAGAUGGGGGUGGGGAAGCCUCUUGGGAGGGACUUGGAUGGACAUAAAAUUACUUACUUACAUAGCUGGGAAGAAACUUGGGAUUGGUAUAUGA
Molecule: messenger RNA, 2914 nt
Organism: Pseudogymnoascus destructans
Lineage: Eukaryota; Fungi; Ascomycota; Leotiomycetes; Thelebolales; Thelebolaceae
Product: Zn finger-containing GTPase- Activating Protein for ARF
Exons: 7
Coding region: 785-2914 (709 amino acids)
Biological process (GO): glutathione biosynthetic process
Cellular component (GO): glutamate-cysteine ligase complex
Molecular function (GO): glutamate-cysteine ligase activity
Source: RefSeq, a predicted model, not a curated record